AUGCCAGAGCCUACGAGAGUCCGCAAAAUUGCCGUUGUUGGUUCGCGGGCGGUUGGAAAGUCGUCAAUGAUUGUCCAGUUUGUAGAGGAACACUUUGUGGAAUCGUACUAUCCAACAAUCGAGAACCAGUUUAAUAAGACAAUCAAGAUUCGUGGCCAAGAGUAUAACGUCGAAAUUCUGGACACCGCGGGCCAGGAUGAGUUUAGUAUCAUCAACCAGAAGCAUUUGAUUGGCGUGGACGGAUUUAUUCUCGCCUACAGCGUCACGAAUCGGUCUACGUUUGAGAUGGUUUCAAUCAUUUACGACAAGAUCCUAAAUUAUUCUGGUGCCGACUCCGUACCGGCAGUUAUUGUUGGCAACAAGACUGAUCUUGAGCUUCAGCGCCAGGUGUCUGAGGAAGAAGGAAAGGCACUGGCCGAUGAGCUCAAAUGCGGCUUUACCGAAACCAGUGCCCGCCUCAACGAGCACGUCAGUAAGGCAUUCGAGCUGCUUGUAAUGGCCAUUGAGAAAAAGAACAAUCCUAAGGCAGUUCAAGAGGCGAAAGGUUGCACUAUCAUGUAG
Messenger RNA from Wickerhamiella sorbophila, 561 nucleotides. RefSeq names its product GTP-binding protein rhb1. Gene Ontology annotation, biological process: small GTPase-mediated signal transduction. The transcript has a single exon. The coding region runs from base 1 to 561 and encodes 186 amino acids. Gene Ontology annotation, cellular component: plasma membrane. Lineage: Eukaryota; Fungi; Ascomycota; Dipodascomycetes; Dipodascales; Trichomonascaceae. Gene Ontology annotation, molecular function: GTPase activity; GDP binding; GTP binding. The record is from RefSeq and is a predicted model, not a curated record.